AUGGUACUAAUCUUGUCGACUCAACAGGCUGAGACAGUUUCCCGCCUGGUCGGUUCAUCGAUGUGGAAACGAUUGCCCGACUCGUUCGGUUUGUGGGAUGGCGGCGAAUCCGCAGGUCGGGGAUUGACUGAUAUGCCCGGCAGUCACUUACCCCGAGAGGAGCUGUACAGAGUUGCCGUGGAAAUCUCGGAUAGCGGGUUUUAUUUCCGGGAUCAGCAUGCUUUUUGUGAUGAGGGUAUGCGUGAGGUUAUGGGGGCGACGGUGGUGGAGAAUCAGGUGGGUGCUUUUCUUAAUGGUUAG
Messenger RNA from Penicillium concentricum, 300 nucleotides. Its product is annotated as Short-chain dehydrogenase/reductase SDR. The coding region runs from base 1 to 300 and encodes 99 amino acids. The transcript has a single exon. Lineage: Eukaryota; Fungi; Ascomycota; Eurotiomycetes; Eurotiales; Aspergillaceae. The record is from RefSeq and is a predicted model, not a curated record.